CCGAGAAUGGAGGGGGACAGCAUCAGGAACCCACAGCAACCGGCUCCCACGCGGUGGGCCUUGGGGACUGCGCAGGCACAUUCCAAUGCGCACAGCAGCCCCACUUCGUCAACCUGACCCAGGCUAGGUUCUGCGACAGCCAACGAACCCGCCCUGCGGAGGCCAGAGUACCAGCGAGCCAGAGCGUGAGCCCAGGGCCCCAGAGGGCCAACCCAGGCUCUCAGCCGGGAGGCCGGGACAGGGAUGCGGCCAGUGCACACCCCAGGACCUCGACAUUUUCGUGCCCGCCAAACUAGUGCGCCCUAGCCCGCGCCAUUCCCCGGAACAGGGGGCAGGAGUGUAUUUCGUUUCUUUCUUUAAACCUCAGCACGGUCCCCGUAGCUCUCAGGCUGACCGCCCGCCUUUGGGGAUACUCCUGGUGGGGACCCGGGAGCCUAAGGUGUGUGCUCGCUCGGGCCCGCGCUGUGCUCUGCGCUGCUUCUUUUCCGCCUGCAGGUUUUAUCUCUCUCCCUCUCAUUUCCCCCCUUUCCUCUUGUUCUUUUAUUCUGCUUUCUCUUUCUCUCGCUUUUGUGAAUGGGCCGCGGUGUCUUUGUUCUGGAGAGAAGCGCCCGUGUCGCUGACUUUUGUGAACCAGAGAAGGAUCUUGUAAAACCUCCUUUUCUCCUCCGCGGUCCCCCCGCUCACACCCCUCCUUCCCUGCCCCUUUGAUUAGAUGUUCCCUCAUCGUUCAAAAAAAUGUAAUUUCGUUAGUCUGGCGGCCACUUUCUUUGAACAUUAGCUCGCUUUCAGCUCCAACUUCAAUUAGAAGGAGUUGAUUUUGAGAGAUCAACAAAAGAACCGACCAAAGCCUUAUUAAAGGUCCUAAGAAGAUCUCUCGGUCCUUUGAGAAGCAGUUAAGGAAACAGUGUGCCCUCCAUCAUAUUCUGUUACCGUAUUUUAUUCGGACUCCAAAGAAAAGUGUCGCUUGGGGGAGGGGAGAAGCACUUUGAUGAGCGGCAGUCGCGGCCCCUUUUCACUCCGCGGGCUCCCCCUUCCUUCUGGUCGCCCCGCGCCCGGUCAGCGAACGGUGCGGACCGCGCGGCCUGGGCAUCGGGGUGCUCCGGUCUACCGUGCUCUCGGCGGCUCCCGAACUCACCCACGCACAUACUCUGGCUCAAACUUUUCACCCGCCUGUUGGGUCCACACAGGUAGACGUCCUUAGCAAGUUUAUUCGGCUGGGAACUGGGGUCUUCCAGUACGAACAAUCCAGGGAAACGGUUUCCAGGAGGCUCCUGCCGUAAUGUGGUAGGAAAUGAAGUGAGGGGUCGGGGUCUGUGGCCACAUUUUCCACCAGACUGUCCCUGGUAGGUGGAGACGCGGAAGGACAGAUCGAGUGUGAAAAAGAAAGUUUUCGAUCAAAAAACCUCAUGCCUAAGAAGUAAAAUGUGGGGGGAGGGGGGAGGGGUCUGAGUUCCAACAGCUCGGAAGACGCUUUAGGACUUGCGAACACCUUUGGUGGGGACCGGGAGCCCCGAGAGACGCGGAGCAGCUGGUUGGCUGCCCCGAGGGUCUGGCUGAGGGCGCGAGGUAGAUGGUGAACAGCCCCGGCAGCGGAGGGCAGGCCAGGCCCCCAGAAGCAACAGCUUGAAGGACUUCGAAGUGGGAGCCCUGAACUGCUCCUGGCCUCAGGCCCCCUGGAUCCGUCGGGGCGCCUCCACCCGGCUGUUAGCAUGAUGUCUUACCUCAAACAACCCCCGUACGGCAUGAACGGGCUGGGCCUAGCUGGCCCUGCCAUGGACCUCCUGCACCCCUCUGUGGGCUAUCCUGCCACUCCCCGGAAGCAGCGACGGGAACGCACCACCUUCACGCGCUCACAGCUGGACGUGCUGGAGGCGCUUUUCGCAAAGACUCGCUACCCAGACAUCUUCAUGCGGGAAGAGGUGGCGCUCAAGAUCAACCUGCCUGAGUCCAGAGUCCAGGUCUGGUUCAAGAACCGCCGCGCCAAGUGCCGCCAGCAGCAGCAGAGCGGGAACGGAACGAAAAGCCGGCCGGUCAAGAAGAAGUCGUCUCCGGUGCGCGAGAGCUCGGGCUCGGAGAGCAGCGGCCAGUUCACGCCGCCGGCCGUGUCUAGCUCUGCCUCUUCGUCGAGUUCGGCGUCCAGUGCCUCCGCCAACCCCGCGGCUGCUGCGGCCGCGGGCCUGGGGGGAAACCCGGUGGCAGCCGCGUCCUCCCUGAGUACGCCUACUGCUUCGUCCAUCUGGAGUCCGGCCUCCAUCUCGCCAGGCUCGGCGCCCGCAUCCGUGUCGGUGCCAGAGCCCCUGGGCGCGCCAAGCAACGCCUCGUGUAUGCAGCGCUCGGUAGCCGCAGGUGCCGCCACUGCGGCGGCCUCCUACCCCAUGUCCUAUGGCCAGGGUGGAAGCUACGGCCAGGGCUACCCCGCGCCCUCCUCCUCUUACUUUGGCGGGGUGGACUGCAGCUCCUACCUAGCGCCCAUGCACUCGCAUCACCACCCGCACCAGCUGAGCCCCAUGGCACCCUCCUCCAUGGCGGGCCAUCACCACCACCACCCGCACGCACACCACCCACUGAGUCAGUCUUCCGGCCACCACCACCACCAUCACCACCACCACCACCACCAAGGCUACGGAGGCUCUGGGCUCGCCUUCAACUCUGCCGACUGCUUGGAUUACAAGGAGCCCGCCGCUGCCGCUGCUUCCUCGGCCUGGAAACUCAACUUCAACUCUCCCGACUGUCUGGACUAUAAGGACCAAGCCUCUUGGCGGUUCCAGGUCUUGUGAGCCCAGGAGUGAGAGGGAGUGGAGAAGAAACCAACUACCUGCGCCCUCCGUGGUCCCCACGCUGCUGCUGCUGCUGCUGCUGCUGCACCGCUCGCCUUUGCCUUGGCUUUUCCAAAACUGAAUUUUCACCCCCCCAAGAUGUCCAUUGCCUGCAGUGCCGCUCCCAUCUCUGUGCCACUUGCUUGGGGGGUAGGGUGUAGACCCCUCUCCCCCUUGGAGGUGGGGCCCGGUGCUUCCGCUUGGCCCUCGGUUUCUUCACGAGAUGGCAGUGUGCCCUCCCUCCCAACUCGUGCGUCCCCCCUUCAAGUCUUUCUGGACAGCUUUUAUGCACCUGGAGCCUUCUCAGGCUCUUCGCUCUGACCCUCUCUGUUUUGAGCUCAACAGUUUUAUUUAUUCUUUCUGGACAUGAAGUCACUAACUGGCGUAUUAUCUACCGUUUGGAGUGCGCCCAUACACACUCCUCCAAAUCAAACCCACCACUGUUUCUCCUAGCAGACUGCCUCCCCUUCAGCUGCCCUCGAUCCAGCUCCCCAUCUGCAGGCCAGAGCUCCCAGCAGCCCCACCUCCCCAGUGGUGAGCGCUGAGCCAGGCCCUCGGGAGGAGGGUGCCCAGCCUCCAUCCCUGCCCUGCGCUGGACUGAUUCAAGCUUCCGCCCCGGCGGGAAUGCUGUACAUAGUCGGGUCCGUUCCAGGGACCACUUAAACUUUUUAGUUGCUGUUGGUUGAACUGAGCAUCUCUCUUGUUUUAGCGUCCAGGAAACAGAACUUUAAAAUAUAUACAUCACAUAUAUAUAUAUACACAUAUAUAUAACAAAAGCAAAAAAAUAUUUCCCCUUUGUUCCCGUUCCUCUUUCUCAAACGAUGGCGGUUCUUAUUUUUCAGUUGUUACAAGCUCUCCUGCCCCUCUUCACAUCUCCCUUUGUGUAUUUAUUAAAGAAACCCGCUUGGUUCCAGGAAGCUGGGCGCUGGAGGAUCAGAAGUGAAGGAAACAGCUAAGUCGGGGUACGGGGCGGGGGCUAGACUAGACCGGGCGCAGGACGGAGCCCUUCACCGCCCUAAGCACAGAAUCAAAGUUUCGGCUUAGAAACCAACAAAAGAGGUGAAAUUAUAACACUGUGGAAAGCAGACCGACCCCGGAGUCCCAGGUCCAGUGCCUCUGUGGGUGUCCCUCUCUUUAAACACCCCUGUCUGUUUAGUGAGUUUUUAGUGACCCUUCACUCUCCGAAAUCUGCGGAGGGCACCUGUGUAUCUAUCCGUUUUGGUUCUGGCCGCUUGGUCCAGUAGGUGGGAGAGUAAUUUGUAAAUUUGAUUUGUCCGAUGUGAAGAUCACAAAUUACUUGUUGAGAUGUAAGGCGGUCCGUCUCCUCUUCCUCUUUAUCUACAUUAUUUCCCGAAAAUAAAAGCAAAUUAAGGAACCGUU
This is a messenger RNA of Peromyscus californicus insignis, 4196 nucleotides long. It is a transcript of the gene Otx1, whose product is annotated as orthodenticle homeobox 1. The transcript has 6 exons. The record is from RefSeq and is a predicted model, not a curated record. Gene Ontology annotation, molecular function: DNA-binding transcription factor activity, RNA polymerase II-specific; RNA polymerase II cis-regulatory region sequence-specific DNA binding. Gene Ontology annotation, cellular component: nucleus. Lineage: Eukaryota; Metazoa; Chordata; Mammalia; Rodentia; Cricetidae. Gene Ontology annotation, biological process: multicellular organism development; regulation of transcription by RNA polymerase II. The coding region runs from base 1710 to 2777 and encodes 355 amino acids.